Eurytemora carolleeae is the source of this 1059-nucleotide messenger RNA. RefSeq lists its product as uncharacterized. The record is from RefSeq and is a predicted model, not a curated record. The transcript has 5 exons. Lineage: Eukaryota; Metazoa; Arthropoda; Copepoda; Calanoida; Temoridae. The coding region runs from base 91 to 957 and encodes 288 amino acids.
UUCAUCCACAUUAUUCAAAGAAAACCCACUGAACUGUUAGCUAGCUGUCCAACAUAUUCUUGUCCGUGAAAGGCACAUUCUUGACGAAAAAUGCCCGAAUUUUCCCUGGUUUCCGGUUUCCUGCUGAUGAACCUGGUGGCUUUAGCCCAACCCGAGUGCUGCGAUGUUAAAAAUGUGACAGGUUCUGUAGAUGAUGUGUUGGAUGGUGUUUACUACCUAAAUGCUGUGGAUGAUGUUAAGAGGAUGGAUAUCUGUAAAGAUGGAUGCGUUUAUCUCAAGGAGAAUGUGGACGAUAAACUUUUCUGCUUUAUGGAAGUUCCGAUUGUAGAAGCCUCUGAUAUCGACUGUAAGGAAAUAACAGCUGAAGAAGUUGCAGAACUCAGACAAGAGUUAGAAGCCCUUGAAGAAGUAGCUAAAGCACUGCUCAACAUUGUUGAAAUGCUUGAGCUUCUUGAGCAACGAGUCUCAUCUGGUCGUGUAAGACGUGAUGAUGUUCCUGCUCCAACCACGUGCGAGGAUCUCACAAACUACAUUGAAAAAAUCAAAACCUCUAAGGGAGUUGACGCUUUGCCAUACGCCAUUGCCAUGGAUACGUACUUUAAAGGAGUUGUGAAUGAAGAGUCACCAUACAUUUCGUGUGAGUCUCUUAAGGCAGAGGUAAAGGCUACUGUGGAGAAGGUUGAAAAAGCCAAGAAGGAAGUUGCCAAUAAGAUUCCACCGGAACAAAAGAUCCCAACUACCGAACCCGUUGAUACAACAACCGCCGAACCCGUCGAUACAACAACAGCCGAACCUGUCGAUACAACAACCGCCGAACCCGUCGAUACAACAACUGCCGAACCCGAUGAUGGAGUUUCCAAUACAACAACUGCAGAACCCAUCGAUACAACAACUGAUAUAUUUUACUUGUUUGAAAUGCCUGUCAAGGUUGUUUACACACCUUCCGCCUUUUUCUGAUUUAUUCUUCAGAGGAAAAAAAUAAAGCAAUCCGAUUACAAUAACAUUUGGUCAGAAUAUUAAAUUUCAUCUUUUUGAUUUUAAAUAUAUAAUUAGAUUUUA